GAAGAAAUAAUAAUGUUGUAUGCAGUACGACAGGGUCCGGAGUCGGCACUGAACUCAAACCCGGGUGGCGCCGCGAAGCCGCCGCUCAUCAACUCAUUCGAGCUGGACCGGUGUUUGGACCGGGAGGAGUCCGGCAGGUGGGGCGGCGAGGCGGCGCGGCGACGCCGGCGCAGCUCGCCCCCGCGCCGCGCCUCGCCCCCUCGCGACCAUGAGCCCCUCGCACUUGCACGGGCUUCAGCCCCAACAUCUCCCCAAGGCUCGGCCCAUUCGAGCCCGGCACCGGUGUCUCCUGCCGGGAGUGCCGGUGCAGCAGGUGGGGCCCGCUCACCACUGCCACUCGUGGCACCUGACCUGCUGGCCAUGCAGCUCCUUGACCAGCACACCCAGCUGCAGGCCCUUAUGAAGCAGCGGCUGUUCCACCAGCACCAUAUGCAAAAACAGCAUAUGACAUCGGAGGCUGCAAAGCGUCAGCUGGAACAAUCGCGGCUGCAAGACCAGAUUAAUCUUAAUUUGCUGUCACAAUCUCACCUGCCUCCGCCAGAUACGUCGCCAGGAUCUCUUCAGCAACAACUAGGCGCCCAGCAGCAGCAGCUGGUGCAACAGCUGCAAGCAGUACAGCGUCAGUACCUGAUGCACGGACCACUCUCCGUGCCACCCAAUGCUCCUCCAGGCUUAAUGCUCUGGGGCAGUGAGAUGGAGGAGCAUCCUCUUUUUGGUCGCGGUGUCUGCAAGUGGCCCGGCUGUGAUGCUCUAGCAGAAGAUUACCAGGCCUUCCUUAAGCACCUGGAAGCGGCGCAUACCCUGGACGAUCGGUCCGCGGCGCAGGCGCGCGUCCAGAUGCAGGUGGUGGCGCAGCUGGAGCUGCAGCUGCGCCGCGAGCGCGACCGCCUCGCCGCCAUGAUGCGCCAUCUGCACGCUGCGCGGGAUACCACGCACCAUCAGGCUAAGCAUCCACAUGGUGCUGCUUCUGAAGGUGCAUCUCCUGGUCCAGUUCGGCGCCGUGUCUCCGACAAAUCUGGUGUCGCUAUAGCCGGAGGUCUUCCGUAUAUGCUCGAAAGAGCUGGAUUAGAUGUGCAACAAGAGAUCCAACGCAACCGCGAGUUUUACAAAUCGGCUGAUGUGCGGCCGCCAUUUACGUACGCCUCACUUAUUCGCCAGGCUAUCAUAGAAUCUCCAGACAAGCAGCUGACUCUCAACGAGAUAUACAACUGGUUCCAGUCUACAUUCUGCUACUUCAGGCGCAACGCUGCCACUUGGAAGAACGCGGUGCGUCACAACCUGUCGCUGCACAAGUGCUUCAUGCGCGUGGAGAACGUGAAGGGCGCCGUGUGGACCGUGGACGAGGUCGAGUUCUACAAGCGCCGGCCGCAGCGCGCCGCGCACCACCCGCCGCUGCACGCCGGGUUCAUGGGAGCUCAGAGUCCUCCAAUGAUGACCAGUCCUCAUGGAUAUAGCGAAGCACUGAAACGAAACCUGCAGGGUAUGAUGGAAGAUUGUAACCUGUCGUACAUGUCCGGUGAGGAUCACAUGAUGCAGUCUGAAGACUAUCCUUCCUCGCAUGAUGAUUACAGCCGGCCCCCGAUGCUGAAUGGAUACGGCAGCAGCAGUUCCUCUCAUGAUGUAAAGGCUGAGGACCUGACCAGCGACCCUCAAGAUGUCAAACCCAACAUCUACGCACUCAAGAACGAGAUGCAGGCUUCUGAUUAUUCUAACAAAGACUACUCAAACUCAAACAAAGAGUCAUCCAGCAACCGCUCCGGCGAAACUAGUCCUUAUGAUGACUACCCAAGGGCUGAAGAUCGGUACCGACCUUCCAUGUCUCACAUCAAAGACGAGGCUGAAAACUUGUCCCUCAAUGAACAGAGAUCUGACAAAUAAAGUACCCACGAGUUCGUAGGCACCAAUACCAGUGCCUCACGCGAUCAACUAUCAAGAUUAUGUGGCUUUUACUCGUACACAGUCUGUGUAUGUGUAAGCAAAGCUAAAGUGUGUCUGUACACAAGUGUGUAAGUACACACGUCACGUGAACUAAGUGUAAAUCGUUUACAGUAACACUCCAGUGUUUGGCGUUUAUUAUCACAGUAUAUAAUACUAUAUUAAUUACGGGUGUAGAUCUAUUUCAAGUUAUUAGAAAUGGUGUACUAGAAAGUGUAAUGUGUUCACUGUUCGAAGUUUUUAUAAUAAACAAAAUGGACGAUCUCGAAAUGAGGAAUUGUAAGUUAGAGUUAACCAAAUAUUUUUUUCUUUAUUUUUUAAUUGACCCGGUUUUAACGGGGUUUUGAAGUAUUAUAGGUUUUACGUUUUUUUUUUUUUAAUUUUAGUUUCCCCUUAGGUUUGGUAGCUGAGGUAGUUUAACUUGUUAGAAAUAUUUAUAGCAUGUAAGUUUUAGGAAGUUUUUAGAUGGAACGGAUUGCGCAAAUAAUCAUUGAAUUCAACGAUAAAUAACCUUAAAAGGUCCAUAUCAAUAUUUAAAUAAAAUAUUUAAUCAUUAUUUGUAAUAUACAAGUAUUAAGAACAAUAAGUAGCAACUAUUGAUACGAUAAACAUAAGCUUAAUUAUACGCCAAGCGUUUCAGUUGUUUUUUCAUUUUGUGCUACAGAAAAGUAAAGAAGAUCUCAGAACAUUUACAUUUAUUUUCAAAACACAGAGACCGUUUUAUUUUUUACAUAUAUUUUUGUGAUUAUUGAUCUGAUGUAAAGUUAUCAUAUGUAUCUGAUGUUUAUGUUAAUGGCGGCCUGAUAUUUUUGGUACCGUUUAUUUUUUAUUACUUAAUUUAAAUUCCAUGGAAUUGUUUUUAGCGUAAGUUUAGACUGUAAAUAUUUAUCAUGGAUUGUAAAAUAAAUCUCUUUUGAAAAAAAAAAAUAAUGGUAAAAAUUUAGACGAGUGUAACGUUCACUUAAACUAUUGCAUAUUAAAUCGUUCCAUGUUGUAGAAAAAAAAAUUAGAAAAAGUAAACUUAGUAGUAAAAAUCACUGUAUCUGUACUGAGAAAUCGUUUCUUGUUUUGUUCGAAAAAAAAAAAUUUCGUGCAUUUUUCGAUUUUGCAUUUACCUACUAUAAAAUAAUAAUAAGGGCGUUUGGUUGAUUUUUGUUACUUUUUCGAUAAUAAUCGAAAAGGGUGGAAAUUACCAUAUCACACAUUAUUAUGUAUACUUGUAACGUAGAUAACUGUAUAAUGAGUAUGUGAAAUGUAUAUUCGAAUACGCAAUAACUUUGGGAUUAAAAAUGUAUACAUUAAUAGCUAUGUAGGUGUCACAUUUUUACAUAUAUACUAUGUGAAGUGCAAAUGCUGUCACAGUUGGGUUACGGUAAAAAAAACAAACAAUUAUUGACGUAGAAAUAGAUAAAAGAUUCGAUUGUUAGCUGUUCCCAUCCGCCUAUAAAGCAUAGUCCCGCCGCCUGAUAUAUUCCAACCGUACCUUUACCGUGGCCUGACAGAAUUUCAUACGCAUUAGUCACAAACACGUAGCCAGUAGAUAAACAAUUUCUUCGUACCUACGUUAGUAACUGCUAUAUAAUGAGGCUGUUGGCAAGAUCCUUCACCCAGCUGACUGAUAUUUUCUUUUAUACAAAGACUUGUAUACGUGUGAACAGUCCCUAACAGUCAAGUACAAUAAUUACGUAAUUAUCGUAAUUAAUCGUUUGUAAACCCGUUGCACGACACAAGGAUUCUGAAUUUGGAAUUGACAACAUUUUAUAUUGUGACGACAUUAUUUUUUUGUUUUUUUUUUUUAUUAUUAUUAUUAUUGUUUAGCGAUCGCGUACUUACAUAGUAUGUAUGAUUAUGAGAAAAUUUAAUAAAGAAUGUUUCUCACUACACCGUUUUCGAAUUGUUUUUUUAUUAUUUUGCUAUCGUAGAGUUAUUAAGUUUGCGUCAAUGUCUUUGUGAUUAUUCGUACGGGAUCGUGGAUUCGAGCGGUGUAGUGCGAAUCGCCUCUUAUUUGCGUUCCGUUUAGAUGGUCAGCAGAAAGAGUGCUUAUGUUCAGUGGAGCUGCAGUGCUCGAGCCAACACGAAUACUUAUUGAUCAUUGUAAAUUAUACUUACUUAGUGUUGUAUUAAACGAAAUCAUUACAAUUA
Molecule: messenger RNA, 4077 nt
Organism: Spodoptera litura
Lineage: Eukaryota; Metazoa; Arthropoda; Insecta; Lepidoptera; Noctuidae
Source: RefSeq, a predicted model, not a curated record